Naegleria lovaniensis is the source of this 2004-nucleotide messenger RNA. RefSeq lists its product as uncharacterized. The record is from RefSeq and is a predicted model, not a curated record. Gene Ontology annotation, biological process: positive regulation of translation. Gene Ontology annotation, cellular component: mitochondrion. Lineage: Eukaryota; Heterolobosea; Eutetramitea; Acrasida; Naegleriidae. The transcript has 4 exons. Gene Ontology annotation, molecular function: GTPase activity; mitochondrial ribosome binding; GTP binding. The coding region runs from base 1 to 2004 and encodes 667 amino acids.
AUGAUGACAGCAGUUCAAAACAAUUCAAAAUCCAUCGCCAAAAGCUACUCUACGCUGGCAUCCAAUGCAAAGAAAAUUAAAGAACACAACAAAUCGGAAUUGGAUUUGUCAUCCUUUACUCCCGACUAUAUUAGAAACUUUUGCAUUAUUGCACAUAUUGACCACGGAAAGAGUACCCUCGCGGAUUAUUUACUGAAAGAAACCAAAACUAUUACUCCCGAGAUUUUGAAAGAUAAUGCCCAAUUUCUUGAUAGACUGCAAGUAGAGCGAGAGCGAGGAAUUACAGUGAAGGCUCAGUCUUGCGCCAUGUUUUAUGAAUAUAAAGGAAAGAAGUAUUUAUUGAAUUUAAUUGAUACACCAGGUCACGUUGAUUUCAGCUAUGAAGUCAGUAGAAGUAUGGGUGCUUGCGAUGGAGCUCUAUUGCUCGUGGAUUCAGGGCAAGGCGUUCAAGCUCAAACGCUGGCAAAUUAUUUCCUUGCAUUGGAAGAAAAUCUUGAAAUUAUUCCAAUAAUUACAAAAAUUGAUCAGCAAACAGCUCAGCCAGAAGUUGUUGAAAAGGAGAUGACAGGAAUAUUAGGAGUUGAAAAGGAAGAUAUUCUCAGAGUGAGUGCAAAAUCUGGUUUAAAUUGUGAAAAGAUUAUUCCUGCAGUUAUUGAAAAAAUUCCACCGCCCUCACCUCCAAAAAGUAAAGAGGGAGAAACACCAGGAGCUCUUAAGGCUCUAAUUUUUGAUUCCUGGUAUGACGAAUAUUUUGGAGCUGUAGCUCUUGUAUAUAUUGCUCAAGGGAGUGUUGAAGUCGGGGAUUUUAUCUAUUCCUCAGCAAAUGUCAAAACCUCUGCUAGGCCUCUAAAAUAUCAAGUCACCAAGUUAGGAAUUUUGAAUCCAGACCAAGUACCGGUGGACAAAUUGUUUCAAGGCCAAGUUGGAUAUUUGGUGUGUGGUAUGAAGAGCACAAAGGAGGCUCAAAUUGGUGACACUCUGUAUUUAUGUGAUUCAAAGAUUGAACCUUUGCCUGGAUUUAAGCAAGCAAAACCUAUGGUCUAUGCGGGCAUCUAUCCUUUGGAGACUGCUGAAUUUGAUAAAUUACGAGAUGUGAUUGAUAAGCUACUUUUAACAGACAGAAGCGUUACUAUUGAAAAAGAGACAAGCGCUGCCCUAGGUACAGGUUUUAGAUGUGGUUUUUUAGGCCUUUUGCAUAUGGAUGUGUUCAAGCAACGUUUGGCCCAAGAGUUUACAAUUGAGACGAUUAUUACGGCUCCCACAGUGACGUAUAAAGUAGUAAUGCCAUCGUCAGGCAAGAGAACUAGCUACAAUACGACAGAGGAUCAAAUUACAGAAUACAUUGACAACCCUAACGAUUUUCCAGAACAUCCGGAGGCUCAAGUUUAUGAGCCAAUAGCAAAUUGCACAAUUAUGACUCCAAAAGAAUUUGUUGGAGAUAUCAUUUCACUUUGUCAAGAUAGACGAGGAGUUCAAGUGGGUGUUGAAUAUUUCUCAAGCGAAAGAGUUUCUCUGCAGUAUAAGAUACCUCUGAACGAAAUGAUUUACGACUUUUUCGAUAAACUAAAAUCAAUGACAAAGGGUUAUGCAACCCUUGACUAUGAAGAAGCCGGAUUCCAAUUGUCUGAUGUGGUUAAAUUGACGGUCAUGUUAAAUAAGGAUCCUGUGGAUGCUCUCUCUUAUAUUGUACAUGAAAGUAAGGCCUAUCCUAAAGCGAGAGAGGUUGUUCAAAAAUUGAAAAAACUCAUUUCAAGACAGCUUUUCGAAGUUAAUAUUCAGUGUGCAGUUGGACUUAAAAUUAUUGCCAGUGAAAAGCUUAAAGCCUUUAGAAAGAAUGUGACAGCCAAGUGUUAUGGUGGUGACAUUACUAGAAAGAGAAAGCUAUUAGAAAAGCAGAAGGAGGGUAAGAAGAAGAUGAAACAACUCGGAUCUGUUUCAGUUCCCCAAGAUGCCUUCACAGUUUUGUUCUCUGAGGGAGAUGUGGAGGAUGUUAAUGAAGAUUAA